CUACAUCUAGCCCCUCCCCUCUCAUCUCCUCUCUGCGGCUCACACUAGCAGCUCAUACAAACACACACGACACGCGCGACGGGCGGAAAAAGCAACUUCUGCUCGCCUCUUUAAAAAGCCGACACUGUCUUCAGCGAAGAAGGUGUCAGUCAGGGCACGGUCACCUUUCGUCCUGCUGUAUGCGGCUCACUCGUGCGCCCCCCGUGACAUGAAAACACUCGGCACGCGCCGUCGCAUUCACCUGGCAUCCACGGGCGGCCGCGAUGGUUAAAUGUCCUGUUUAAUGGUCGAGAGGUGUGGAGCAGUCGCAUUUAAAAGGUCGGAGCAGAAUGCCAUACAAGUUCGCAUGCUGGCCGAUGGCAGACUGAACACUGGUCAUGCUGGUGUGUUGCUGGUUGAGAGACGAGGCUCCUACCCGCUGAUUGACCUGCGAAUCCUCAAAACCAGUGCCCAGCAGGGGGAGGUAGAGUCUGGCACAAGGAGAAAGGUGAGGCGUCUGCUGAGUUUUCAGAGAUACUGCCACGCCUCCAGGCUGCUCAGGGGGUUGGUGCCCCACACCCCGGGGUCACUGCACCUACUGGACGACGACUACUUGGGACAAGCUGCGCACAUGCUAUCAAAAGUAGGCACCUGGAACUUUGACAUUUUCCUCUUCGAUCGUCUUACUAAUGGUAACAGCCUGGUGACUCUGAUGUGCCAUCUCUUCAAUGUCUACGGUCUCAUUCACCACUUCCAGCUGGACAUGGUCAAACUGCACAGGUUUCUCGGCAUGGUGCAAGAAGACUACCACUCCCAGAAUCCCUAUCACAAUGCUGUUCACGCUGCGGAUGUCACUCAAGCCAUGUACUGCUAUCUGAAGGAGCCCAAGCUGGCAGAGCAGCUGAGUCCUCUGGACGUGUUCCUGGGUCUGAUGGCAGCAGCCGCCCACGAUGUGGACCAUCCUGGGGUCAAUCAGCCCUUCCUCAUCAAGACCAGACACCACCUGGCAUCCCUCUACCAGAACACGUCUGUGCUGGAGAGCCACCACUGGAGAUCCACUGUGGGCAUGCUGCGAGAGUCAGGGCUGCUGUCCCACCUGCCUGCGGACAUUUCGCAGGACAUGGAACAGCAGCUGGGCUCUCUCAUCCUGGCUACAGACAUCAGCAGGCAGAAUGAGUUCCUGUUGACAUUCAGAGAACAUCUGGACAACCAGGACUUGGACCUCCAGCUGGCUUCACACAGGCACUUUAUACUGCAGAUUGCUCUGAAGUGUGCAGACGUCUGUAAUCCGUGUCGGGUUUGGGAGCUGAGCCGACAGUGGAGUGAGAGGGUGUGUGAGGAAUUCUACAGGCAGGGUGACCUGGAGAGGAAGUUUGACUUGGAGAUUAGUCCUCUGUGUAACCAGCAGGCUGACUCUGUCCCAGCCAUUCAGAUAGGAUUUAUCUCCUACAUCGUGGAGCCUCUGUUUGAGGAGUGGCACCGCUUCACCGAGCCCAGCCCACUCAGCCAGACCAUGAUGGGCCACCUGCACAAGAACAAGGCCCACUGGAGCCGCCUGCGAUACGCACACACACCUUCAGACACAGAGACGCACUCCCACGCUGACGAGCCUGAGCCCGAAGGAGGUGGAGGAGAAGAAGAGGGGGAAGACAUCCCGUAAUCUUCCUCCGCGUGUCUUCUGUUUUAUCUUCCUUUGUGAACGGAGGAGAGGAUCCAGCUCCUUGUUUGUCCUCCAGCAUAUUUUCUCCCACUGCUGGUCGAUCAGAAGCUCUGAGAGUGGGAGCACUGGGCGGGAUGGAGAGAGGGCUUCCUCUGCUGGAGCGGAGGACCAAAGUCCUGCAAGGGAAAAAAUAAAAGAAGGAGAAAGAUUCGAGGUUGGGGCAGAUGGAUGGAUCUUAGUAAAUAAAUGCCAAUUUGACAAAGUCAUGCCUUUCUCUGUAACCCCGUGACAUCUGCUUCAACAUAACUGAGAUAAAGCAGGAAUUGAAUUUUAAAGGUUGUUGCAGGAGAAAGGUCGAUGAAGACAGUAUUAAAGUGUUUGCACAAUGCUGCUUGAACAAUAAAGAAAUUUAAAAAGCCAAAAUUAUAUACAGUGGGACUGUGCAGGAAGAGAUGACGUAAAAAUAUAUCUAUAUAUAUAUAUAAAAGAAAAAGAGGAAUAUAUGAAUAUACCAACUAUAUUACACUUUUUAAACUUUUAGACAAUACACGCUGUAUUAUGCUCUUUUCACUUUUUUUCUCUUUUGUACAGCUCGCACUUCUUCUGGAUGCUCUUUCAUACAAGUGUCUCACUUGUCUACUUUUCACUGAGGUGUGUUUUUAACUCCAGCACUAAGUCGAGUACUUUAAAAUGUACAAUGUAAUCUGUGUUUAAGAUGGACUGAGCCGGCCGAUGCGGUUAAAGACUGAUGCGGAGUUGCCUCAGACGGAUGUUUUAAAGAAGUGUUUGUGUUCAUGUGUUACAAGCAGUAUAAUCUGUACAUACUGUGACGUUCGACCUCAGCACUUCACAUGCCAAAAUCUCUGCAGUGUAUCGACCUUUUUACUGGAUAUUGGGGAAACGCAACUCUUACACUGGUGUUGCCUUUGUAACAACUUAAUGGGUGCAUUUAUCUAUCGGAGAACCUCACUUUACAAGCUCAUACUACAACAAAGCCUUAACAGCAACACAUUUUGUACUGGAGCUCAUCAUUACCUUGGACAUGGUUUUCGUACAGUCUCUGCCUGUUUAGUUUUUCUCUUCAGCCAUAGCAUUGUGCUGAAACACACUCACGUUGUCGUAGCAGCUUGUUUCCUGUUUCAUCUUUCACCCAGUAUCAGGGUCAGAUUGGGUUAAUACACCCAUUCAGCAUUGCCACGGUGCCAAUGUACUGUUCUGACACAUCGACUCGCUCCUCCGUUACCUCUGUAAGGCGUUUGUACUGACUUUCUUUUUACACGUGAACUUGGGUCAAACUGUAAUUGCAAAUACCUUUUUUAAAUCUAAUAUCUGAUUCAGGAUAUCGUGCAGUCAAUAUCAAGACAAUUGAGAUGCCUGUUACAGGAAAUAUUCAAAAUAUACAGAAUUCAUCGUCUAAGAUUGUAAUUUUAUAUCCAUAAUCUCAGUCAUGACAUGGAUCCACAUGCUAAUUUGAGCAUACUAAGUAUUUCCAAAUACUUUUUGGUCCAAGUGUAAACUGUACCAAUGUUUUUUUUGUUUGUUUUUUUUUGUUUAAAUUUUUUUUUAACCACUCUGCUUUGAAUAUGUAAAGCUAAGGCCGUCACAUUUAAGAUUUAAGUUGAUGCUGUGUACACGGUGCUAACAGAGGCCCCACGUCUUCCCUGAGCUAUAGAGGAACAACCUGAGCUUUAUGAUUCUAACAACCCAGCUGACACACAGUGUUCUACGUACAGCGUAUUUAGAUUACGGAUUAGAUUAGUUCAGAAAAUCUGUUAAAAGAAAUACACACACACACACAUUAGUUUAUUAACCUGAUAGAAGCCUCCUCUCUGAGGUGCAGUGCAAUGAAGCUAAUAAAUAUCUAUCUAUAGCUCUAAGCAGAUUAUUCAGACGCCUUCACUAUAGCACUCAUUAGCUUCGCUGAAAAACCCACUAUGUCGUCUGCAUUUAUUCUCUGUAAGUCACACAUCGCUGCCGUCGAGACCGGGGGCCUCGGGCCGCCGCUCAAUACCUCUCAGAGUCAGCACUGAAACAGGGUCACUGAGCCAUACUGGUUUCACUAUAAAGUACAAGUAUUUUGUAUGUUUUUUAAGACAGAGUGAUUAUUAUACCAGACUCAAUACAAUUAUCUUACUUAUUAAAAAGAAGUUGAACUUUUACUCGUGUCCAGGUGGUUUUAGACGGUAUAUCCUGUCCAUUGGUAUUUAUAACAAGGCUGGACACAAAAGAAUCAAAAUUAAAACAUAAAUACCAACAUGUCUGUAAACUUUGAAACGUCUUUAUUAAUUUGCACAGGAGUGUUUUUUGUUUUUGUUGUUCACCCCCUGAAAGGAUCCUGCAUGUGGUCUCUUCUUGGUUUUAAAUGCAGAACUCAAGCGAGUCAGACCAACAUGAAAACAAUCUUACCACGAGGUCCAUUCAGUUCUAGAGCUUUAAGUCAUGAUCUUCAUCACGGGUCAUAUAUGUUCACAUUUUCCAUUUUCUCUGAGUACCCGGAGCUCAUCUUGACCACGUUAGCUGAAGUGCAGCGUUAAUUCUUGAGUUGAGAAGUUUAUGUCGCUAAAGGUCUAUUAGUAGCUGCGUUUCCUCUUCUUAUUAAUGCUACUGUAAGCAGGAGAUAGCCACAGUACACAUUAGCUACCUUACUGAGCAACUCCACUAAGUUUACACAGUGUGUUUACAGGUCUUGGGAAGAACUACUACAUUGGUGAAAUUGGAUAAGUUGCCUCCAGUGAUGUCACUCAAUUGCCAGGCUGCAUUGUGGGUAAUGCCGCCCCGAUGUUUAACAUUAUAAGCGUUGGACUCAUUAUGGAUAGUUUGAAAUCAAAUCGAUACAGCAGAACUGGAGACGCCCCCCUCCUCUAUGCCACACAUUCUUCUUCCCUUUUCUCUAUCUGGUGCCUACGUUACCCACAAUGCAGCCAAGCCACUGGCUGACAUCACAGGAGGCAGUUUAUGAGAUGACAUGCAGCUUCGUUUGGAGCCACAACAGGCUUUACACUGUUUUCUUCACAUAUGCACUAGUACUUCCCAUUUACCCAUUAAAGGUUCACUAUGUAGUUUUGACUGACCUUCAAGGACGACACAGCUACACACUGUUUUACUUUGUUUAUAUGUGGCGGACCCUGCCACUUUUCUAGCUUCAUAUAGUGAUCUGGGGACCUUAUUUUCCCUCCGAGAACAGCCUGUGUAUUCACUUAUUCACUGAGUUUGUAUUAUUACCUCGUUGAUAUUGUAGAUAUUAAAAUUCUGAGUUUGGAUUUCUUCUCCAAAACUACACAGUGCCCCUUUAAGGCACCGACAUCUUUGUAGUUAUCAGACAAAGCCUAUGAUUUCCAAAAUUCAUACUUGUUCUGGUAUAAGUAGCCCUGCCUAAGAGUGCACCUGAGCUAACAGAGAUGUUUGCACUUAUGUCCUACAAAGACACGACUCGACAGUGAAUCUGAAUUUGUAUUUUGGUGUUUGGACGGGUCAUCAGACUUCUUGACUGUACAUUUCUGUUCUGACAACCAACCUCUGAGCACUGUGAACAGUAAAAUCAAUGUUUUGUUUUUUUAAUUAAAUAUCAAAUGCCUCAGAUA
Molecule: messenger RNA, 5220 nt
Organism: Acanthopagrus latus (yellowfin seabream)
Lineage: Eukaryota; Metazoa; Chordata; Actinopteri; Spariformes; Sparidae
Product: cAMP-specific 3',5'-cyclic phosphodiesterase 7B-like
Exons: 14
Coding region: 272-1639 (455 amino acids)
Molecular function (GO): 3',5'-cyclic-AMP phosphodiesterase activity
Source: RefSeq, a predicted model, not a curated record